CGCGUGAAGGGUAGAAGGGCUCGCCUCCAUGGAGACCGCACAGAACAGCGUUCCGGCCAGGUCUGGAUCUGAGCUCAGGAACGCGGGGCAGAGCUGGGGACAGCUCGGCGACGCGACCCAGGUUGAAGGAAGAGUACAAAAUUUUCAUCUCGCGAGACUUGUGAGCGGCCAUCUUGCUCCUGCCCUGACAGAUUUUCCUAUCGGGGUCACAGGGACGCUAAGAUUGCGACCUGGACUUUCGUUGACCAUGCUGUCCCGGGUGGUACUUUCCGCCGCCGCCACAGCGGCCCCCUCUCUGAAGAAUGCAGCCUUCCUAGGUCCAGGGGUAUUGCAGGCAACAAGGACCUUUCAUACAGGGCAGCCACACCUUGCCCCUGUACCACCUCUUCCUGAAUAUGGAGGAAAAGUUCGUUAUGGACUGAUCCCUGAGGAAUUCUUCCAGUUUCUUUAUCCUAAAACUGGUGUAACAGGACCCUAUGUACUCGGAACUGGGCUUAUCUUGUAUGCUUUAUCCAAAGAAAUAUAUGUGAUUAGCGCAGAGACCUUCACUGCCCUAUCAGUACUAGGUGUAAUGGUCUAUGGAAUUAAAAAAUAUGGUCCCUUUGUUGCAGACUUUGCUGAUAAACUCAAUGAGCAAAAACUUGCCCAACUAGAAGAGGCGAAGCAGGCUUCCAUCCAACACAUCCAGAAUGCAAUUGAUAUGGAGAAGUCACAACAGGCACUGGUUCAGAAGCGCCAUUACCUUUUUGAUGUGCAAAGGAAUAACAUUGCUAUGGCUUUGGAAGUUACUUACCGGGAACGACUGUAUAGAGUAUAUAAGGAAGUAAAGAAUCGCCUGGACUAUCAUAUAUCUGUGCAGAACAUGAUGCGUCGAAAGGAACAAGAACACAUGAUAAAUUGGGUGGAGAAGCACGUGGUGCAAAGCAUCUCCACACAGCAGGAAAAGGAGACAAUUGCCAAGUGCAUUGCAGACCUAAAGCUGCUGGCAAAGAAGGCUCAAGCACAGCCAGUUAUGUAAAUGUAUCUAUCCCAAUUGAGACAGCUAGAAACAGUUGACUGACUAAAUGGAAACUAGUCUAUUUGACAAAGUCUUUCUGUGUUGGUGUCUACUGAAGUUAUAGUUUACCCUUCCUAAAAAUGAAAAGUUUGUUUCAUAUAGUGAGAGAACGAAAUCUCUAUCGGCCAGUCAGAUGUUUCUCAUCCUCCUUGCUCUGCCUUUGAGUUGUUCCGUGAUCACUUCUGAAUAAGCAGUUUGCCUUUAUAAAAACUUGCUGCCUGACUAAAGAUUAACAGGUUAUAGUUUAAAUUUGUAAUUAAUUCUACCAUCUUGCAAUAAAGUGACAAUUGAAUGAAA
Molecule: messenger RNA, 1354 nt
Organism: Gorilla gorilla gorilla (western lowland gorilla)
Lineage: Eukaryota; Metazoa; Chordata; Mammalia; Primates; Hominidae
Gene: ATP5PB
Product: ATP synthase peripheral stalk-membrane subunit b
Exons: 8
Coding region: 29-1018 (329 amino acids)
Biological process (GO): proton motive force-driven ATP synthesis
Molecular function (GO): proton-transporting ATP synthase activity, rotational mechanism
Source: RefSeq, a predicted model, not a curated record